This is a messenger RNA of Toxorhynchites rutilus septentrionalis, 1598 nucleotides long. RefSeq names its product charged multivesicular body protein 7. Bases 68 to 1513 code for a protein of 481 amino acids. Gene Ontology annotation, cellular component: multivesicular body; ESCRT III complex; cytoplasmic side of plasma membrane. NCBI's taxonomy places the organism in Eukaryota, Metazoa, Arthropoda, Insecta, Diptera, Culicidae. The record is from RefSeq and is a predicted model, not a curated record. Gene Ontology annotation, biological process: late endosome to vacuole transport via multivesicular body sorting pathway; vesicle budding from membrane. The transcript has 3 exons.
UUCUCAAACAUUCAAAAAUACGAUCAUCCUGCAACAAGUUGUAAAUAGUUGAUCAGAAAAUAUAAAAAUGUGUUCUAAAUCCCUAGGACCAACUCUCCAGCCAAUGUAUGUUUUGGAAGAAUCAUUCUACCCCGACACAUGGCGAGACGACUCAAGGAUGGGCGUACUCCUUUGCGAGUUCCGCACUCGAUCCGUCAAUCCAGAAAAUUACGAUUCGAAGAUGAAAUUCUGGAAGCAGAUGAUAACCAAUUACUGCGAACGUAAAGGAUCGGGACUAGUUUCAAUCGUUGAAUUGAAAAGAGUGUUCAAAAGAAAAGGAACUGUUCCGUAUUGCUUGCAGGCAGUCUUGGAUGACAUGCUGAACGAAGGACAUCUAAUGGGAAAGGAUGAGUUCAGAAGAGUGCCCCAAGAAAGUUGGACCGGUUGGGCGGUAGAUGUGCUGAUGAAGAGACCACUGGGUUGGGGAUUUGGUAAAGUCAAGGAGAAACUUGUCGGUAACAAGGUGGACGAAAGUGCAGAGUUUGUGUGUUUGGAUGUUAUAAAAAAACAAUGCGAUAUGCUGGAAAAAGUACUACAAGAAAAAAAUAAAUAUAACGUACUUGUUUCUUGGUCCGAUAUUGUUCAACUGGCCAAAAAUUCGGGAUUAACGGAAGAUGGUUUCGAUUUAGUACUUCAUUAUAUGGCAUGCAACCAACGUGUUUUCGUCGAAAAAAAUCAGACGGAAAACGAUGGCCAAAGGAAGACACUUCUCAAAUUUGCCGCUAUAGGUGCAAAGUCUCAACCGAUCACAGAUAUUGAACGAUCAAUUUUCAAUCUCGAACAGACGGAACACAACCUUAUGACGGUAAUAGAGAAGAUGGAGCAAGAUGUAGCCAGUGCAAUGUCCGUAGUAAAAGAAAAUAUUCGGGAAGGUAGAAAACAGGUCGCUAAAUCUAACCUCAAGAAGAAACAUUUGCUUGAAAGGAACCUUGAGAAAAAAAUGACUGUAUUGGAUAACGUUCAGAUCAUGUUAUCUAAAAUCCACGAUUCACAAAGCGAUCGCAACGUCAUCGAAGCGUACAAGAUCGGUUCAAAUGCGUUGAAGAAUGCCUAUGCAAAUUCUGGGAUUACGAUUGAUAAUGUUGAUGAUACGCUGGCGGAGAUGAAAGAAAUUAUGGACCAGCAUGACGAAAUGCAGACGAUGAUAGGCGCAACGCAAAAUACGGAUGUAGAUGACCUGGAAUUAGAACAAGAACUGUCCGAUUUGAUCGACAUGAAGUUAGCUGAAAACAAUAUCAUGGUUCAUCCUUUGACGGUGCCCGAAACACCGGUUUUACCGCCAGCUCCCCCGAGUGCACCUGUGAACAACACUUUCACUCAACCAACGGUCGCACAAUCACACAACUUCGAUACAGAGAUAGAAAAACGACUUGCAGCACUGAGAAUGGAUAUCCCAUCACCACCUUCCGAUACUUCAAUAAUUGGCAAUACUUCAAUGGAUAAGAAAAAUUUUGUUCCAUCCGCUUCUGGAUAACUCAUAACAACUGUGCUAGAACCAAAUCACGUUUUCAACUUAACAUUUUGUUACUUGUGGGUUUUAUGUUUUUAAUAUAAAAAAA